Trematosphaeria pertusa is the source of this 783-nucleotide messenger RNA. RefSeq lists its product as uncharacterized. NCBI's taxonomy places the organism in Eukaryota, Fungi, Ascomycota, Dothideomycetes, Pleosporales, Trematosphaeriaceae. Bases 1 to 783 code for a protein of 260 amino acids. The transcript has a single exon. The record is from RefSeq and is a predicted model, not a curated record.
AUGACUUGCACGAACGAGAAACCAGACCAUGCCAUUCUCCGCUCCGGCAUUGCAUCACCUCCGACGAUGACGUUCCACGCCUGGCCAUGCCUUCCGACCGAGCUAAAGCUCGAAGUCCUCUCCCACGUGCUCGACUUCUCGGCCUCCAAACUUCGGCAUAGCACCUCGCGUUUGAUCACCAAAAGAGAUCACGCUCGCACAAUGUCCACAACGCUCCUUCCCAUAAUCCGGGCCGGCGAUCGAGAGCUCUCUACUCUGGCGCAGAGUACAUACUACCAGUCAAACCGUUUCAGAGUGAUCAUCGGGCGAUGGUGGAUGAGUUAUCCGCCCGUCGCCCGCGCCAACUGGAUCCGAGAACUACGAAUCGAAGCUCACGACUGUAUGGCAGCGGCUGCGGUCGAGGCCUUUCUGGACCCAAGAAAUGGGUGGCGAUGGCUGCUUCGAGAAAAGGUGCCUAACAAUCGAGGAGGCACACGCACUACUGAAUGGCAGCUCCCAUUCGUCAACUUGCGCCGGCUGGAGGUUAUCGUGCACAUGGCUGUGGUCGAUACAAUCGUGGUGUGCAUGGGAUCGAACGGCGUGAAUGCUCUCAAGGAAUUAUUAGCCAACAUGGACGUUCUGAUCAAGGCUGAAAGUGUGGACGUCAAGAUUCGAUCAACAGGGUGCAGACUGGCCCCCAGGAGAAUGGAUCAGCUUGGAAACACGGUGCGGGAGCCGCUCUGCGCCUGCGAGGGUGAGAUCGAGGCGGCCUUGGAGGGUAUGAUGAGGAAGAAGGGUGCCUAA